UGUAGUGCGUCUAGCCAGCUAGUUGCGAGACAAGAUCAGGAAGACGUGCAGUAUACUUGCGAAUGAUGAGGGACAUUGGGCAGGAAAAUCGAGGGGCUGGUAUCCUGACGCGACGAUCGAGCGUUGCACAUAGGACCCACCAGCAGCCAUCCAUCCAACAAGUCCCAAACCACUACUACCCAAUAGUUUCCACGAGCACUCCUGUUGUAUCCGGCACGACUGGUAUGGAGGAUGAUCCAUAUUUUGGAAUGUGGAUGUAUCCGGAGCUCAUGGACAUUGUGGCCUUGGUGGCCGCCCUCUGUUUGGGUGUAGCAUCCACGUCCUUGUCGGCGUUUUCGGCCGAAGAAAUUGCUCCUGCCAACGAACGCUACCUGGCACAAAAAGAAAGUUCUACAGGGCCGUGGAGCAAAGGCAGUGCUCCCGUCUCGUUUGGGAUCAUGAUAUUUUGUGGACUGGCCACCUCGCUCAGCAGUCUUUGCUUGGUCUUGUCGGUGGGUGCCCGGUUCAUGUUGACGUAUAUUGCCAACCUCGACAAUGAUUCCCCGGCACGAACAUUUCUGCUGCAAUGGGCCAACCCCAUGUCGAUUGUGGUCAUGAUCACAUGGUACCUGGCUCUUGGAUGUGCGGCUGGCUCCUUUUACUGGAUUGGAUGGGUUGUCUUCCCUCCCGAAAUUGCCAGCAGUGCCACCAUUGUGGCCUUUGGAUAUGUUUUUGUCAUUGGAAUUGCUCUUUUAUUCUUUUUCUCCAUUUAUGUGGCGUGGAAAUCCAUCCGUCUCCACAAAAAGAAGAAACAUGCCUCUAGUACACCACAAAGAAUCCAGGAGACGCCAAUUCGAACCAACCAGCAGCAAAUAUUUGGCCAUAUUGUUGUGGAACAGGAGGUGGCACACCAAGUGACUAACCAAUCCGCUUCAUAUUCAUCUCAGAACAAUUUCAAGCAGUCCUGUUCCUUCACGGAUGAAACUGUGGAGCUCGAGAGCAGUUGCAACAAAGAUUCCCAGAGUCGCAUGGAAGACCAUACUGCAUCAUUAAAGACAAAGGAAUAUUCCGAGAAGGAGGCUAUGGAAAAGAUUCGGUUCCUCCGAGAGAAACUGCGAAAUUUGGAAAUGGACUUGUUGGAAAGUUCCAAGCCCUCUUCAACGAGUGUAUUAUCAAUCUAG
Messenger RNA from Seminavis robusta, 1160 nucleotides. Lineage: Eukaryota; Bacillariophyta; Bacillariophyceae; Naviculales; Naviculaceae. The record is from the annotation of a GenBank genome assembly.